AUGAUUGCUAGUAUUGAAGAAGUAAUGGGAAAAGAAAAUAAUUUAGGUCAGGGAAGUUAUGUUCUCAUUUAUUUCAACUCAGAAAGGAAAAAAACCGAAGAAUUAAAAAAAAAUAUUCUUCAACCUGUUGCUAAGGAAGUCCUUAAUCGUUAUGAAUUACUUAACUUAACUGAUGAAAAAAGGAAUAAAAUUAAAUUAAUGAAGAAAACUGACAAACCUAACAAUAAUUCAGAAACUAUUUUGCGCUGUCUCGCCACCAAGCCCGAGGUGGUAGAAAAAAUCGAGCAAGCAAUGGUGGAGAAAGAUAUAAUUGAAGUGCGAGGUUACUUGCGUAAUGAAAUUAAAGGUCGACAAAUAAUCAUUAAUGUCCGAGAAGUUAAUAAGUUGGAUAUAAGUUUUGAACAAAUUGAUCGAAAAAAUUCUAAUUAUCUGCGACUAAUUGGCAAAAUAAAUAUUUUUAACAGUCAAGAUGAUAAUCAAGGAACGAUAAGUUUCAGAAUCUCUGUUCCUCGCGAAGUAGGUUCUCAGAAAUUCUUCGACAAGAGUGUUCCUCCGCUUUAUUUUUGUGUGGUAGAUGAAGAAAAAGUAGCAGGAAUAUUAGCUAAAGUUAAAGAGCGGUUAAAAGAACAUGAUAUUAUUCUCUUAGAAGGUUCUUUACAAACUAAAAUUGUAACUAAUAAGGUUUGGAAAGAGGGAGAAGAAAGGACUGAAGUAUCUCGGCCUUCCCACAUUAUUGUCCAAGCCUUUACUUUAAUUGACAGCGACUUAACUUCUGAUUUUUAUUCGCUGGCUGAAUUUCCACGUGUAAUUGGAGAAACUAAAUUAAAAGUGAUUGACUUUACUAAACCCAAGGAGGAAAGAAAAGUUGAUAACCAAGAAAAACAUUAA
Molecule: messenger RNA, 888 nt
Organism: Funneliformis geosporum
Lineage: Eukaryota; Fungi; Glomeromycota; Glomeromycetes; Glomerales; Glomeraceae
Source: the annotation of a GenBank genome assembly